CGUCCCCUCCGUUCUGCAUCCCCAAACUUCAGCCGCAGCUCUGUUUCAACCCAUCGGCUGCUUGCUUCAAAUCAGACAGCACCGCGACCCAGACACCCGAGUCCGCGGAGUGAAAGCACAACGCCGAGUAGGACCAGACCAGGAAAAUAGACUCGUGAAGCAGCAACUCUGGAUUGGGAGGGCAGAAGCCAACAAGUGAGAAGGCGCGGCGUUUCCGGGGCGCUGUGCGAAAGCUAGAGCAGGCGCCAGAGAAGACAGCUCGAGCUCAGAACCCGAGACCAAGCCUCUCUCCCGGAGGCAGCUCAGCUCCUAUCUUCUCUAGGCCCGCUGCAGCGUGCGCUGGGCUUCGUUUUAUGCGGGUACGAGCCACGUCCCCGGGGAAUAUGCAGCGUGCGUGGAUCCUGCUCACCUUGGGCUUGAUGGCCUGUGUGUCGGCAGAGACGAGAGCAGAGCUGACAUCUGAUAAGGACAUGUACCUUGACAGCAGCUCCAUUGAGGAAGCUUCAGGAUUAUAUCCUAUUGAUGAUGAUGACUAUUCUUCUGCCUCUGGCUCAGGAGCUUAUGAAGACAAAGGGAGUCCAGAUCUGACAACAUCCCAACUGAUUCCAAGGAUCUCCCUCACUAGUGCUGCUCCCGAAGUGGAAACCAUGACGUUGAAGACACAAAGCAUCACACCCACUCAGACCGAGUCACCCGAAGAAACUGACAAGAAGGAGUUUGAAAUCUCUGAGGCAGAAGAAAAGCAGGACCCUGCUGUAAAAAGCACAGACGUGUACACCGAGAAACAUUCAGACAAUCUGUUCAAGCGGACGGAAGUUCUAGCAGCUGUCAUUGCUGGCGGUGUGAUUGGCUUUCUCUUUGCCAUUUUCCUCAUCCUGUUGUUGGUGUACCGCAUGCGGAAGAAAGACGAAGGAAGCUACGACCUUGGAGAACGCAAACCGUCCAGCGCAGCUUACCAGAAGGCACCCACUAAGGAGUUUUAUGCAUAAAACUCCCACUUAGUGUCUCUAUUUAAGAGAUCACUGAACUUUUCAAAAUAAAGCUUUAGCAUAGAAUAAUGAAUAUCUUUGUUAUCUGUUUUGUUCAUUACAGAGCCAUGCUGGCCCUUUAAUGAUGAAGAUCCCAUUGUAUUUAAAAUUUUUCAUAUAUUUCUUUAGAAUGACUUAAAAGUAAAAAUUUAACAUCUGCAGUGUUCUGUGAAUAGCAGUGGCAAAAUAUUUUGUUACAAAAACCCUUGACAUUCAUGGAAUUGAUUUGAACAUCUAUGUGCAAAUACAAAAUGAUUGUGUUUGUCCUCUGGUUCAAAGAUGACUGCUGUUCCCCUCAUCAGCAGAUCUCCAGUUGACCUUACCGAGUUGAUCUUUGUUAAUUUAUCUCUUGUUCCUCUUCUCUGCCCUCCCUUCUUGUCUCCUCCCUUAAAAACAAAACCUUAUGCCUUUUGUAGCUGUCAUGGUGCAAUUUGUCUUUGAAUGAUUACAAUAAUGGUAAUUUAGUGUAUAUGUGAUUUUUUUCAAUUAUGUAAACUUUAACCUCCUCUUUAUGUAAUUUUUUUAAAUGUCAGACUACCCAUUUUACACUUGCUUUAAUUUCCAUUCCCUGUAGCUUCAGGCAGAUUUGCAAAGGCAAAUUAUAAAAUUGGAUUAUUACUACGAAACUGUUAGUCCUAGUUAUCUAAGCAGAUCUUCUCUUGGAGGAUUUGACAUCACUGACAAGCCUCAGCAAACCCAAAGAUGCUAACAGUAUUUGAGAAGUUGCUACAGACUCCUUUGGCCACUGUACUUGCUAGUUUACAAUUUGAAGGUACAAGGAAGAGUUUAAAGGAAAAAAAAGAUCAGUUUUUGUUCUUAAAAAUGCAUUUAAGUUGUAAACAUCUUUUUAAGCCUUUGAAGUGCCUAUGAUUCUAUGUAACUUGUUGCAGACUGGUGUUAAUGAGUAUAUAUAACAGUUUUUAAAAAGUUGGUAUUUUAUAAGCACAGACAAUUCUAAUGGUAACUUUUGUAGUCUUAUGAAUAGACAUAAAUUGUAAUUUGGGAACAAGCAAACUACUGAAUAAAUCACAUGGCCUAAUAUUGAAAAUGUCACUGUUAUAAAUUUUGUACAUUUCUUAUCAAAUGUACAGCUUCCCUUUGCUAUGACUGACUGUCUGUUCUCAGUG
Molecule: messenger RNA, 2155 nt
Organism: Rattus norvegicus (Norway rat)
Lineage: Eukaryota; Metazoa; Chordata; Mammalia; Rodentia; Muridae
Gene: Sdc2
Product: syndecan 2
Exons: 5
Coding region: 354-989 (211 amino acids)
Cellular component (GO): membrane
Source: RefSeq, marked provisional